AUGUACGUGGGCCCUCAGUCCCGUUUAUUGGGAGCAUACCCACAAAAGACGUGUCUUUUAAAUAUACCGGUCCCCAUCUUUGCCGAUCUUCAUACAAUAACUGGAGCCAUUUAUUCCCCCCCAGGCCAGACGUAUGAUAUCCGGGCUCAUCAUUGGAUGAUUGUGACUGAGCUCGACAUCGAUUAUUCUCCACCUGAGAGCAUCCACGAGCUUGAUGAUCACCAUUGCAGGACAUCCCGUCCUUGUUUCCGGCCUUGGAUUGCUGGCUUUGACUCCGUUUUCAUAAUCAUCAUCCUCACCGAAAAUAGGCUCAGUGUUGAGACAAACUGCCUCCAUCUAAAUACGACCAAAUUUAAUCUCAUCGACGACCGUAAAAGGGGAAAACGGGGUAAACCAGCAGAUUCAAAGUCAUCGAGGAAAUAUCCAUUCAGAGCAUAG
Molecule: messenger RNA, 438 nt
Organism: Striga asiatica
Lineage: Eukaryota; Viridiplantae; Streptophyta; Magnoliopsida; Lamiales; Orobanchaceae
Source: the annotation of a GenBank genome assembly